This is a messenger RNA of Jaculus jaculus (lesser Egyptian jerboa), 1398 nucleotides long. It is a transcript of the gene Haus8, whose product is annotated as HAUS augmin like complex subunit 8. The coding region runs from base 64 to 1209 and encodes 381 amino acids. The transcript is spliced from 11 exons. Lineage: Eukaryota; Metazoa; Chordata; Mammalia; Rodentia; Dipodidae. The record is from RefSeq and is a predicted model, not a curated record.
GUACGACCCGCGGCGAGGGGCGGGGCCGAGCGGCAGAGUGGCCUUUGAUUGAAAGGCGCGAAAAUGGCGGAUUUCUCUGAGCGUGGCGCUGGGAAGAUUGCAGCUGCUUCCAACAACCCCAGUGUCACAAAGGCAAAAGGAAAGAGAAUUCAAGGUGGCAGAGUGGUCGAGUCCCGAUACUUACAAUAUGAGAAGAGAACCAAAAAGACUCCCUCAGCAGAGGCCUUAAAGUCCAGUGGGAAGCUGCCUGAAGGUGGAAGGAAGGUUGGAGCACUGCAGAAGAGCAAAGAAGAUAACGGGAUCAACAAAGGAGACCUGCAGUCCACACUGUUAGAGGGGCAUGGCACGGCCCCACCCGAUCUGGACCUCUCUGCCAUCAAUGAAAAAUGUAUGGUCAGAAGGGCUCCACAGCUGGAUAAGAGGACCUUGGAGAAAACUGAGUCAAUGUCCCUUAUAGCCCCUCGGUCGACAUCCUUUGCAGCCCCUCGUAAGAAGAGCCCAGAUUUGCCAGAGGUGAUGGACAUGAUGGAGUCACAGACACUACUUCUGAGCCUACUGGCUGUAAAGAUAGAGAACAGUCUGGCUCAGCUGGAGGAGAAGGCAGAGAAGCACUUAUCAGCCAUAUGCAGAGAGCAGGAAAGGCUGCAGAGGCAGGCGCAUGAGCUCAAGCACAGGCUGCUGCUCAGCCACAAGCAGCAGGAGCUGGCUGCCACCCUGGGCACCCAGAUGGAGCUGCUGGGCCCCUUCAAGGCAGUAGCCAAACGCUUUAAGGAACAAUACAUGACACUGGCCACAGCCCUGGACAGCACACGACAUGAGCUCCCCAUGAGGUCAAUCCAUCUGGAGGGAAGUGGGCAAGAGCUCCUAGACACUCUGCAGCCUGCCUUGAGGACUACGUACCAGCUCCUGGGGGAGCUCAGCAUAGACACCUCCGAGGCAGAUGUGCAGGUGCUUCGCCUGCUCGAUGAGCUCAAGGAUGUGACUGCCAAGAAAGACCUGGAGCUCCGCAGGACCAUUAGCCAGGUAUUAGAACUUUCUGCUGAGGCAAGUAAAGAAGCAGCCUUACUAAACCAGGAAGUGUGGGAAGAGGCCAAGGGCACAACAGCCUCCAGCCAGUGGUACUUCAAUCCUGACGGAGGCCCCGGAGACCCUCCUGGAGAGCUGCAAAGCACAGUCCCCUCCGAGGACCACCCAUCAUGCACCCUGUGAUUCUUUGUACAGCCUGGCUCCUGGGGAGACCAAAGUCUUCCCUCCUAGUUGGCAAGAAACUCUGUUCAUGCCUCUUACUCAGGAGAUUGUGUGUGGGUUUGAGCACUUUAUAAGCUACUUGCAGUGCUGUUGUUUUGUAGGAUAUAGCUGUAUUCUUCUUUGAUAUGUAAAUAAAACUUUUGCUUUUGC